This is a messenger RNA of Caretta caretta (loggerhead turtle), 2937 nucleotides long. RefSeq names its product coiled-coil domain containing 3 (gene CCDC3). Gene Ontology annotation, biological process: negative regulation of gene expression. Lineage: Eukaryota; Metazoa; Chordata; Testudines; Cheloniidae. Gene Ontology annotation, cellular component: extracellular region. The record is from RefSeq and is a predicted model, not a curated record.
GGCAAGGCGCGGCGGCCGGGCUGUCACGGCCCCUCCCUCGCUCCAGUUGGACGCCGCCUGCCUGAUUGGUGGGGCUCAGCCCCCAGUCACCAGCCCCUGCCUCACCAGUAAGCGGGGUCAGUGCGCAGGGAUCCUGUUUCACGCGCUGCGGCAGCCUAGUAGCUGCAGUUUCUGCCUUGGGAAGCCAAAGUGUCCGGCGUGUACUGUGCGCUCAUCCAUCAUGCUGCGCAUGCUGCUGCUGGCCCUGCUGAACCUUGGAAGGCAGCUCAGCCCAUGCUGGGGCUGUCAGCUGCCCUCAGACUGGAGACCCUUGAGUGAAAGCUGCAGGGCUGAGCUGGCAGAGAUCAUAGUGUACGCCAAGGUGCUGGCACUCCACCAGGAGAUGUACAGCAUGUAUAAUUACCUGCCCUGGCAAUAUGAAGCCAGCGAGGGGGGGCUCUUUUACUCGGCUGAGAUAGAGAUGCUGUGUGACCAGGCUUGGGGAAGCAUGCUGGAAGUCCCUGCAGGCUCUAGGCUUAACCUCACUGGACUGGGCUACUUCUCCUGUCACUCCCACACAGUCCUGCAGGAUUACGCUUACUUCUUCUUUCUCAGAAUGGAUGAGAAUUAUAACCUCCUUCCUCACGGAGUAAAUUUCCAGGAUGCAAUAUUUCCAGACACACAGGAAAACAGAAGGAUGUUUUCCAGUCUCUUCCAGUUUUCCAAUUGCUCUCAGGCGCAACAUGUCAUAACUUUCUCCAGUGACUGGGAGAUUCAAGAGGACAACAGGAUGGAGAACAGAAGCCCCCGCACUACCUUCUCUAUGCCAUGCAUUUUAUCAUGUCCUAUUAGUCAUCUACUUUCUAAGCUCAUGUGUUCUUCGGUCCAGAAAGCCCUAUUUGAGGAAGAGGAUCAAGUGAAGAAACUGCAGCAGAAGGUGGCAACCUUGGAGAAACGCAACAAGCAACUGCGAGACCGGGUGAAGAAAGUCAAGAGGUCCCUCCGGCAAGCCAGAAAGAACAACAGGCACAUGGAGCAGAUAAACCGAAAGCUCAGUGAGAAGCUCUCCUCUGCAGGAGGUCAAAUCCCGCAUAUUAACUCUUUAAAGCAAGAGAACUCUCAUGCUACCUACCUUAAAGUAUAAUGCAAGGUUUAGGGUACAAGCCAAUGAUAUUGGUGACUUAGGGCCUGAUCUCAUGCUCCUUACACAGCCAAAUACUCCAGUGGGAGUUUUGCCUGCAUUAGAGUGCAGGAUUUGGCCCUCAUACCUUGUCUACACUGGCAUUUGAACCAUGUAUGUAAAACAAAUUGGAACUCUGUUUAGAUACAGUUCUAGAUAAACAGGAUCAACACCAGAUUUGGCUGGACACUAGACUGGACCAAGCUGUCUGAAGAGUGCUUCCAAAGAGUCUGUUUGAGCCUUACGGGGAAAGCAGCAUCAGUACGCUUUGGGUCCAUUUUCACUGCCCAGCCUGGCAAUAUUUGAAACCAGGUUACCUGGACCUGUGUCUAGGAUCGGAUCCAGCUCUCACAGUCAAUGGGAGUCUUUGCACUGACUUUCCAUGGGAACUGAGUCAGGACCAUAAAAAAGUAGAUUUCAGAUCCAGUUUUCAAGCAUGCUUCAAUUUUUAGGGUAGACAAGGUCUCCUGUCUUGUAAUCACUGUUUUGAGACAUGAUGGAGGUUGCUGGGCAACCUCAUUUACCUAGGUUUAGAUACUGUAAAGAUCACAUCAAUAUCAACAGGGCAUUAAAAUUAAGGUAGUUUAUAUGUGUAUAUAUUUUAAAAUCCUAUAGAAAAUAUUUUUAUUACACAUUUGAUAUAGUCUAAUUUCUUAAAGUAUGAAGUAAAUCCUGUUUCUUUGAGGCAGUCAUCCCUUAAAAUAUAUUUCCCAACAUUCCUUCUUGGGCACUGCCAAAAGAGAUUAGAAACUGAAUUAUUAAAACGGCUUAGGUUAAGGCAGCAAUCUCAUUGGUUGACAAGGAUGCCAACCUUGUGUGUAUAUAUAUAUAUAUAUCAGUUCAUGGCUUGGAACUUGUUUGCCAAAUCACCCCUCUUCAUAUCAAUAAGCCAUGGAAGAGUAGUGAAAAAAAAUAAAGGAAGGCAUUCGGUGUGUUUCCCCUUGUUGGUUUGUUUUUUUAAUAUUUAUUUUAUAAUCAAUUUAUGUGACCUGAAUACAAAUACGCUUAAUACUUGCAACUUUAGGACAGGGGCAGACAGACUUUGCCCUACCAAGGGCAACGUUGACAAUUUGCCAGGGCUACACCUGACUUGCAUAAAAAUGACCAGAUAGCAGCUUAUCUUUAUUCCAGAGAUGGGGCCCAGGGAGGAAUAGGUCCCUGCAUGCAAUGCUUGAUCUGAACCCCCAAACCUUACUAGACUAUCUAGAUCCUAGCGGAACAUUGCAUGCUGGGACAUGUAGUCGCCACAAGCUGCACCUCUGUACCGAAGAGAAGAGCAACCACAGGCCGCAUUGGGCUCAUGGACCAUCCUUGCAUUAGGACCUAGAGGGAGGCUGUACCAGCUUUUAUACAAUCAUUUGCAUCAAACCAAGAUGAACUUGAGACUUAACUGUUGCUUUGGCUUCUAGGAAGCAGCUGAAGCUUAAUUAUCUUCCAACUCUGCUCCGCUUGGAAACAGAAGCAUAUAUUUUUCUCCUGAAAAAUACUGGCAUUUCUUAAAAGUCUGACUCUUCUAUAAGCUACAGCAGUUUCAAAGCAUCUGCCUGUCGAGUAGGCAUAAUUCAGGUUGAAAUAGUACAAUUUCUGGACAACUACUGCAGACCGGAGGUUUUCUUAGCAUCCUAAAAACCAUCAAUAGAUUUUUAUUCAGUCAAAAAUAAAAUCCAGAGGAAAAUAUCUAGGUUUUGUGUUGUUUCUAUUUUUAAUCUGUUUGAAUAAAAUUAACUGUUUUCUUGGCAUUCGUACUAAAAUCCUGUGUUUACUUUUUUAAAAUAAAA